Molecule: messenger RNA, 2892 nt
Organism: Symphalangus syndactylus (siamang)
Lineage: Eukaryota; Metazoa; Chordata; Mammalia; Primates; Hylobatidae
Gene: ADGRD2
Product: adhesion G protein-coupled receptor D2
Biological process (GO): cell surface receptor signaling pathway; adenylate cyclase-activating G protein-coupled receptor signaling pathway
Cellular component (GO): plasma membrane
Molecular function (GO): G protein-coupled receptor activity
Source: RefSeq, a predicted model, not a curated record
AUGGACGCACCUUGGGGAGCAGGGGAAAGGUGGCUGCGCCGAGCAGCGGUGGACAGAUCAGGAGUCUCUCUGGAACCCCCUCCAACUCCCCAGGUGAAUCAAAGAACCCUUGGGCCCCAGGUUGCCCCCGUGGCCCCCGGCGAGGUGGUGGAGACUGCAGGUGGGGUGUGCAAGUUCUCUGGACAGCGACUGAGCUGGUGGCAGGCCCAAGAGUCCUGCGAGCAGCGGUUUGGCCACUUGGCACUGCAGCCCCCUGGUGGGAUUCUUGCUUCACGGCUGCGCGAUCCGGUCUGGGUGGGCCAAAGAGAGGCCCCUCUGCGGAGACCCCCGCAGAGGCGUGCGCGCACCACCGCCGUGCUGGUGUUCGGCGAGAGGACGGCUGACCGGGCGGCGCGGCUGCGGAGCCCUCUGCCUGAGCUGGCAGCGCUGACCGCGUGUACUCACGUGCAGUGGGACUGUGCCUCGCCCGACCCCGCAGCGCUCUUCUCCGUUGCUGCGCCCGCGCUGCCCAACGCGCUGCAGCUGCGCGCCUUUGCCGAGCCGGGGGGCGACGUGCGGGCUGCGCUGGUGGUGCGUGGGCACCACGCGCCCUUCCUCGCAGCCUUCCACGCCGACGGCCGCUGGCACCAUGUGUGCGCCACGUGGGAGCAGCGGGGCGGGCGCUGGGCGCUGUUCUCCGACGGGAGGAGGCGCGCUGGGGCGCGGGGGCUGGGCGCCGGCCACCCGGUGCCGUCCGGCGGCAUCCUGGUGCUGGGCCAGGAUCAGGACUCUCUGGGCGGUGGCUUCUCGGCGCGUGACGCCUUCAGCGGCAACCUCACCGACUUCCACCUGUGGGCGCGGGCGCUGAGCCCCGCUCAGCUGCACCGGGCACGGGCCUGCGCGCCGCCCCCAGAGGGCCUGCUCUUCCGCUGGGACCCGGGCGCCCUGGACGUCGCACCCUCGCUGCUGCCCACGGUGUGGGUGCGCCUUCUCUGCCCAGUGCCCUCAGAGGAGUGCCCUACGUGGAACCCGGGACCUCGCAGUGAGGACUCUGAGCUCUGCCUGGAGCCGCAGCCCUUCCUCUGCUGCUACCGGACAGAGACCUAUCGGCAGCUGCAGGAUGCCCAGUCAUGGCCUGGCCAGGAUGUUAUCAGCCGAGUCAAUGCCUUGGUCAAGGACAUUGUGCUCCUCCCGGACCCCCUCUCCGAAGCCCAUGCAGCCCUGUCCCCAGCGGAGGCUGCCAGCUUCCUGGGCCUUCUGGAGCAUGUCCUGGCGAUGGAAAUGGCUCCACUGGGGCCGGCCGCACUGCUGGCUGUUGUGCGCUUCCUGAAGAGGGUGGUGGCCCUCGGGGCUGGGGACCCAGAGCUGUUGUUGACAGGCCCCUGGGAGCAGCUGAGCCAAGGCGUUGUAUCUGUGGCCAGCCUGGUCCUGGAGGAGCAGGUGGCUGACACAUGGCUGUCCAUCCAUGAAGGGGUCGGUGGGCCUAUGGCCCUGGUGGCGAGUGUGCAGCGCCUGGCACCCCUGCUGAGCACCACAACGACCUCAGAGCGGCCCCGAAUGCACACCCAGCACCGCCAUGCUGGCCUCUCUAGAGUCACCGUGAUCCACAGCUGGUUCACCUCCAGAGUCUUCCAGCACACCCUAGAGGGACCGGACCUAGAACCCCAGGCCCCUGCCAGCUCAGAGAAGGCAAACAGGGUGCAGAGGUUCCUAAGCACCCACAUGGGGUCAGCCAUCAUCUCCUCUGAAGUGUGGGCCGUCACUGGAGAGGUCAACAUGGCUGUGACCUUUCAUCUGCAGCACCAGGCCCAGAGCCCCCUGUUCCUUCCCCAUCCCCCAAGCCCAUAUACAGGGGGUGCCUGGGCCACCACGGGCUGCUCCGUGGCUGCCCUGUACCCGGACUCCACCACCUGCUUCUGCAACCACAGCACCAGCUUUGCCAUCCUGCUGCAAAUCUAUGAAGUACAGAGAGGCCCUGAGGAGGAGUCGCUGCUGAGGACUCUCUCAUUUGUGGGUUGUGGCGUGUCCUUCUGCGCCCUCACCACCACCUUCUUGCUCUUCCUGGCGGCCGGGGUCCCCCAGUCAGAGCGAACCACAGUCCACAAGAACCUCACCUUCUCCCUGGCCUCUGCCGAGGGCUUCCUCAUGACCAGCGAGUGGGCCAAGGCCAAUGAGGUGGCAUGUGUGGUUGUCACAGUUGCAAUGCACUUCCUCUUUCUGGUGGCGUUCUCCUGAAUGCUGGUGGAGGGGCUGCUGCUGUGGAGGAAGGUGGUAGCUGUGAGCAUGCACCCGGGCCCAGGCAUGCGGCUCUACCACGCCACAGGCUGGGGCAUGCCUGUGGGCAUCGUGGCGGUCACCCUGGCCAUGCUCCCCCAUGACUACGUGGCCCCCGGACAUUGCUGGCUCAAUGUGCACACGUAUGCCAUCUGGGCCUUCGUGGGGCCUGUGCUCUUCGUGCUGACUGCCAACACCUGCAUUCUGGCCCGUGUGGUGAUGAUCACCGUGUCCAGUGCCCGCCGCCGUGCCCGCAUGUUGAGCCCACAGCCCUGCCUGCAGCAGCAGAUCUGGACCCAGAUAUGGGCCACGGUGAAGCCCGUGCUGGUCCUGCUGCCCGUCCUGGGCCUGACCUGGCUGGUGGGCAUCCUGGUGCACCUGCGCCCCGCCUGGGCCUACGCUGCCGUGGGCCUCAACUCCUUCCAGGGGCUGUACAUCUUCCUGGUUUAUGCUGCCUGCAAUGAGGAGGUGUGGAGCGCCCUGCAGAGGAUGGCUGAGAAGAAGGUGGCCGAGGUGCUCAGGGCACUGGGAGUGUGGGGGGGCGCUGCCAAGGAGCACAGCCUGCCUUCCUCUGUCCUCCCCCUCUUUCUGCCCCCUAAGCCCAGCACCCCCCCUCACCCUCUGAAGGCCCCGGCCUGA